AGCAUCUUUUGGGGGUGGUGACAGAUCCACAGAGAGGAACUAGACUUCGGGUGAGCCUCUACGGAUCAGAGACACAGAAAGUAUCUGGAAGCAGAGCUGGCCGGGCUCAUGAAUGGAGAUUUAGUGGCUGGAAAGAUGGCUUCCUGCACCUGCCCCUCGGGCCCCAUGGAUAGCCUGGAGCUCCUGGAUCUCCUGUUCGAUCGGCAGGAUGGAAUUCUGAGACACGCAGAUCUGGGCGAGGACUGGAGCCAUGUCGGGGAGCAGCAGGUCCUGCCAGCCCCGGCCUCUGACGAUUUCCUCAACUGUAUCUUGGGUUCUGGAGACUCAGUGCCCAGCUCUCCUCUCUGGUCUCCUGCAGCCAGUGACAGCGGCAUCUCUGAAGAUCUGCCCUCCGACCCCCCGGAUACCCCUCCACACAACGGGCCGAUCACCGCCCCAGCUGGCUGCCAUUUCUCGGAGUCUGGCAAGGGGCUCUGCCCCUCCUACCAUCCUGUCCCUCACAGCCCCGCCAGGCCCCUUCGGCCAGCAGCCCAAAUGCUCGAGGCCUCUGUGGCCAUAGACCUGGAAAUGUGGAACGCAGGCCUCUAUCCCGAGAAGCAGACUGAGCUGGCAGACUCGGCCCGGCGCUGCAACCUCACGGUGAAAGACCUCCUCCUCUCUGGCAGUGGUGGGGACCCGCAACAGCAUCACCUGGCAGCCCCCCACCUGUUAAGACCUGGGACUGGACACUGCCCAGAGCUGGUGCUGACAGAGGAUGAGAAGAAACUAUUGGCCAAAGAAGGCAUCACGCUGCCCACCCAGCUGCCUCUCACCAAGUACGAGGAACGAAUGCUGAAAAAAAUCCGCCGGAAAAUCCGGAACAAACAGUCGGCCCAAGAAAGCCGGAAAAAGAAGAAGGAAUAUAUUGAUGGCCUGGAAAGUCGGAUGUCAGCCUGCACUGCCCAGAACCAGGAGCUUCAGAGGAAAGUCUUGCAUCUCGAGAAGCAAAACCUGUCCCUCCUGGAGCAGCUGAAGAAACUCCAGGCCAUUGUGCUCCAAUCCACCAGCAAGUCAGCCCAGGCGGGCACCUGCAUAGCGGUCCUGCUGCUGUCUUUCGCCCUCAUCAUCCUCCCCUCCAUCAGCCCUUUUGCCUCCAACAAAGCUGAAAGUCCUGGAGACUUCACACCUGUGCGAGUUUUCUCCAGAACUUUGCACAACGAUGCUGCUUCCCGUGUGGCCCCUGACACCACGGCAAGUUCCAAGGCCCCAGGACCCCUGCCGGAGGCUGGCACACCCCAGGAAGGGUCUUCGGAAAGCCCCAGGACUCACUGGGAAUCCCGGGACAUGCUGACUCUGGACAACUUGACAGAGGAGCUGGACAAGUCGACCCUGGUCCCAGGCAACUGGACAGAGGACCUGAGCCGGGCCACCCUGCUGGACUGGGCCUCACCUGAGCCAGCACUCAGGCCAGGGCGGGUGGGGCUGGAGGCGGGGGAGGAGCUGUGACCGCCACCUGGACGUGCCACUGGGCCUCUCUGCCCAGGGGCACUGCAGCGAGUGCUGCAGUGGACAGGCAAGGGAUUGGGGGUGAGGCAGACCCCCAUGGAGAUGCUAGGAUGGAGAUGCACACACACAGCUACACACCCAGGGACCCGCACACAGGGGCAGAAACUGAUGCCCAGACACAGGGCACUCAUAAGGCCACAGAGCCUGAGAAAUACACACACAGGCCCAGGCACAGCAGGCACCAGGCAGAUGCAUACCGAGUGAGUGACCCACUGACCCAGACAGGCAUGGAUGCAUGACACGCCGCAACGGUUGCCCUGCCUGGGGACUUCUCCCUGCCCCUUCACACGCACAGAGGAGGAGGUGGCUCAGACUGUGGGGACCCUGGCCCCUGAGCACUGACUGAGCUCUGAGCUUCGGGAUGGCCAUGGCCCACAGCCACCCCCCACUUUCUCUGAGACUGCUAUGAUCCUUAAUAAAACAUUGUGACAGAACA
This is a messenger RNA of Phyllostomus discolor (pale spear-nosed bat), 1981 nucleotides long. RefSeq names its product cAMP responsive element binding protein 3 like 3 (gene CREB3L3). Gene Ontology annotation, cellular component: nucleus. Gene Ontology annotation, biological process: regulation of transcription by RNA polymerase II. Lineage: Eukaryota; Metazoa; Chordata; Mammalia; Chiroptera; Phyllostomidae. Gene Ontology annotation, molecular function: DNA-binding transcription factor activity, RNA polymerase II-specific; RNA polymerase II cis-regulatory region sequence-specific DNA binding. The transcript has 10 exons. The coding region runs from base 109 to 1485 and encodes 458 amino acids. The record is from RefSeq and is a predicted model, not a curated record.